Molecule: messenger RNA, 795 nt
Organism: Papilio machaon (common yellow swallowtail)
Lineage: Eukaryota; Metazoa; Arthropoda; Insecta; Lepidoptera; Papilionidae
Gene: vito
Product: nucleolar protein 12
Exons: 3
Coding region: 97-795 (232 amino acids)
Cellular component (GO): nucleolus
Molecular function (GO): RNA binding
Source: RefSeq, a predicted model, not a curated record
UAAUCAUCAUAACCUAUUGUUGAAAAUAAGGCUAUGUUUGUGUAUAUAUAAUUGCUCGUAAAUUUUAUAAUACUCUAAACUUUGCACCAUUAAAAAAUGGGUAAAAGAAAAACGAAAAAUACUGAAAAGAAGAAGAUUAAACUAGUUUUUGAUGAAAGCAAAAGAAAAGAAUUUUUAUGUGGUUUUCGUAAACGUAAACUCGAAAGGAAAAAGAAGGCGAAAGAGGAAAUGGAACGAAUGUUGAAAGAAGAAAAGAAACGAAUCAGGCAAGAGAAUAAGGAAUCAUACAAAAAACUCGUGGUAUCGAGCCGCCCUAUACCUGAUAUUGAGCAGCUACUUCAGGAAGAAUAUGAAGAUGAGGAUGUCAAUGUAAAAAUAGUUGAGCUGUCAGCAGAUACUCUGCAGAAAAAAGAUAUUGUCAUAGGAGAUAACAAACCAAAACAAAGUGUUGACAAAGUUAUCAAUACAAAGAAAAAGAAAGAAUUACCACAAAAUGUGCCAGGUAUGGGUUCUGAUGAAGAAAGUGUUGAUGAGGCUUCAGAAGCAGAUGCUGAUGUUAUUGAUACAAAUGAAACUAAGCUUAAAACGAAAAAGGAGGUAAAACAAAUGCUAAAAAGGCAAGCCACCAAGAAGAUUCAAAAGAGUAAAGUAUUUCAAAUGAAGAGUAAAUUAGAUAGGAUACAAAAUAAGAAAAAAUCUCAACAAAAGAAAGGUCAUAUGGCAAAAAUAAAAAAGACAGAUUCAAAAAAGAAUAAAACAAGGAAAAAGAGUCAUAAAAAGAAGCAAGUGAAAUAA